Nicotiana tabacum (common tobacco) is the source of this 1246-nucleotide messenger RNA. Its product is annotated as peptidyl-prolyl cis-trans isomerase CYP21-4. Gene Ontology annotation, biological process: protein peptidyl-prolyl isomerization. Lineage: Eukaryota; Viridiplantae; Streptophyta; Magnoliopsida; Solanales; Solanaceae. Gene Ontology annotation, molecular function: peptidyl-prolyl cis-trans isomerase activity. The record is from RefSeq and is a predicted model, not a curated record.
CUUUCACCUAAUCCCACGCAGAAUACCGAAACAAAGAAAAGCAAUCAAUUCAGCGCAGGCAAUUCAAUCUAGUGCAGACGAUUCAGAGAUUAAUACUUGAGAGUUUAAUGGCGAGGAUAAAACCUCAAGCUCUUCUAUUGCAAAGCAAAAAGAAGAAGGGGCCGAGUGGCGUCAGUGUUACUACAAUUAUAGUAUACAUCCUAAUUGUUGCUGUGAUGGUGUUUUCCCUAUAUUCUACGUAUAGAUACUGGUUUCGAAGAUCAAUUGUUCAGACACAGGAUGAUCUAUCUACCAGCAAGGCUAUUGAGCGGAAUAAAUCUGAUAUUCCUAAAUACGCUCUUAUAAGCACCUCGAAAGGCCUGAUAACCGUGGAACUUUACAAGGAUGGUUCUCCUGACAUUGUUGAUGAAUUCAUUGACUUCAGUCGGAAGGGCCACUUUAAAGGGGUGCAAUUUACUCGUGUAAUCAAGAACUUUGUCAUCCAUGGUAGUAAAGUUGAAAGACCUGAAGCUACAGAAGAAUGGACUUCGAGGGGAAAACAUUACAGCCAACUCGACAAAAGUCUUAAUCACGAAGCAUUUAUGCUUGGUACUUCCAAGGUAAAACAUGAAGGUGGAGGAUUUGAUCUAUUUAUUACGACAGCACCAAUCCCAGAUCUAAAUGACAAGAUUAAUGUCUUUGGACGUGUCAUCAAGGGAGAAGAUGUUGUGCAGGAAAUCGAAGAAGUAGAUGCAGAUGACCACUAUCGACCCAAAACUCGUGUGCAGAUCAAUGAAGUUACUCUGAAGCAGAGAACUUGAACUAUGCUGUGUCCAUAAGAUGCAGUUACUUGACGUUGAUGGACAAAGCAGGCAGCAACAUAUGAUUGCAAAUAUCUGUCGAAUAUUUUAUUUCCUCGAAGUUGACAUGCUGCAGCUUGCUAUGGUAUGUGCAGAAGAAAACUUUCAUUACACAAUACAAAUAUUCAAAAGACGGUAAUUCAAGAGUUCUCAUCCAAGAUUCCGCGUAGACAUUUAUGAUCACAAAUCAACAUAUCAGGAGGAGCUGCAGGAUUAAUUUAAUUUUCAAAGCUAUAAGUCCUAGACUAGAAAGAAAUUUGUUUGGUGUUAAGUCAGCUCUACUAGAUGCAGUUGCUCAGGUAUCCGAUAACUAACUCCUGGAUUUAGAUGAUAUGUGUGGAUGUAUCGUGUCGAGAUGUUGAUUUGUUUUUUGUGUCAAUGAAGUGAAGGUAUUUGUACGUGUUCGA